Messenger RNA from Scleropages formosus (Asian bonytongue), 906 nucleotides. Its product is annotated as fibroblast growth factor 18-like. The record is from RefSeq and is a predicted model, not a curated record. The transcript has 5 exons. NCBI's taxonomy places the organism in Eukaryota, Metazoa, Chordata, Actinopteri, Osteoglossiformes, Osteoglossidae. Gene Ontology annotation, molecular function: growth factor activity. The coding region runs from base 1 to 627 and encodes 208 amino acids.
AUGCGGUCCUUCCUUUUCUCUGUGGCUCUCUUAUGUGUCCAGACACUGUUUGCUGCGUGCAGCCCUAUGCAGGUGUUUGGCACGGAUGGUGUGAACUUCAGUGUGCAUGUGGAGAACCAGACACGGGUUCGUGAUGCCAUGAGCAGGAGGCAGCACCGGGUCUACCAGUUGUACAGCCGAACCAGUGGGAAGCAUGUGCAAGUCCUGGGGAGGAAGAUCAGUGCCAAGGGAGAUGAUGGAGACAAGUAUGCCCAGCUCAUAGUGGAGGCUGACACCUUUGGUAGCCAGGUGAGAAUACGUGGGAAGGAGACUAACUACUACCUGUGCAUGAACCGCCGUGGCAAGCUGGUUGGGAAGAAGCCCAGCAGUCGCAGUGCAGACUGUGUCUUUGUGGAGAUGGUGCUGGAAAACAACUACACGGCGCUGAUGUCUGCACGCUAUGCAGGGUGGUAUGUGGGAUUCACUAAGAGGGGGCGACCUCGGCGCGGCCCUCACACCCUCCCUAACCAGCAGGAUGUGCACUUCAUGAAGCGUUUCCCCCCGGGUGAGCAGCCAGAGCUCCACGCCUUCCGCUUCACCACCAUCAGUAAGAGGAGCAAGAGGAUGCAAGCAACAAACAGUCGCUAGCAGAUCCAGCUAACACACACCCUGCCGACACAUACGCUGCUAGCACACUCUGUUAAGAUGCCCCCCAUGAUGAACAGACCCUGCUGAUACACAUCAUGCAGGCAAACGCACUGUUAACGGACAGCAACCAUGCACACCCUGCUGACACCGAUCUUGCUAAUAUGUGCUGCAUAAAGACUACAGGCAGCUGUCACACAACCUUCUGAAUGUGCUAACAGAGCCCUGUGAUACAUCUCCCCGUAUGUUGUCAUGUACCACUAUCCAGAAUAGACCUGCAUA